AUGAGAACUCUGCUCCAGGCUCCGGCCGCCGGCGCCGCCGUUGGAAGCGUACCAAACACGCUGGCAACCCCAGUCAGCGGCCUUCCUCCCUCCUUAUCGUCGCCGCUGACACCGACCGCCUCCACGCCGCCGCCUACUGACACGUCGUCAACUUCUUCCACCCCUCCACCGUCGCCGUCCUCUGAUCCGCCGCCACCUUCUCCGUCUUCUCCAACUCCGCCGCCGCCUUCUCCUUCGGAACCGCCCCCCUCACCGCCAGUUGCCGCGCCACCUCCGCCAGCACCCGUUGCCUCCCCUCCGCCGCCGGAGGCAUCGCCUCCGCCUCCACCGGCCGCAUUGCCGCCCCCGCCUCCGGCGCCAGUGCCGGCGACCUCCCCGCCACCUCCGCCCGCCGUCGCACCGCCCCCACCGGACAAUGCUGCGCCCCCGCCUUCCCCCACGCAGGCGCCGCCACCGCCCUCCGCUCCCCCUCCGCGGCGGUCCCACGCCACGCCGCCUUCUUCAAGUUCAAGCCCGUCUCCUCUCCCACCCGCCGCGCAGCCAACCGCGUCUCCCGUGGCCGCGACGCCGCCGCCGCCGAAAACGCCGGCGGCGCACCCCACCGUGGAUUACGCCCCUCCCCCGCCGACCCGGACGAGCUCAACGGCCGCCACGCACUCGCCUGCGGCAGUUGAUAGCGGCGCCACGCCACCGCCGUCCAGCAGCAGCGGGCUGAACUCCGGCGCCACGGCCGCGGUGGCGGUCGUGGUGGUGCUCGUCGUCCUCGGGUUCGCCGGCAUGUUCGUCUGCCUGUCCAAGCGGCGGAAGCGGAAGCAGGCGGCCCGUUACUACGCCGGCUUCGCCGCGCCAUCCUACACGCCGCAGCACCUGUCCGGCGAGGCGCCGUUCCUGCGGCCGCCGUCGGCGCCGGGGUCGAUGAACUUCAGCAUGGGCGCGGGGGGAGGCCCGGGCAUGUCGGCGCCGGCGAACCAGGGGUACGGGCAGCAGCCGUGGGCCUCGUCGGCCAACUACAGCGCGACGAUGGGGAGCCAGGGCCCGGCGCGGAGCGUGGCGACGGCGUCCGGCGACCUGAGCGUGGGCAACACAAAGGCGUUCUCGUUCGACGAGCUGUACGACAUCACCUGCGGGUUCGCGCGCGAGAACGUACUCGGCGAGGGCGGGUUCGGGUGCGUGUUCAAGGGCACGCUCGGCGACGGCAAGGUGGUGGCCGUGAAGCAGCUCAAGGGCGGCGGCGGGCAGGGCGAGCGCGAGUUCCAGGCGGAGGUGGAGAUCAUCAGCCGAGUGCACCACCGCCACCUCGUCUCCCUCGUCGGCUACUGCAUCGCCGAGGACCACCGCCUCCUCGUCUACGACUACGUCUCCAACAACACGCUGCACCACCACCUCCAUGGGAGGGGGAGGCCGGUGAUGGACUGGCCGACCAGGGUCAGGAUCGCCGCCGGCUCGGCGCGCGGCUUGGCCUACCUGCACGAGGAUUGCCAUCCAAGGAUCAUCCACAGGGACAUCAAAUCCUCCAACAUCCUGCUCGAUGACCAGUUCGAGUCUCAGGUUGCCGACUUCGGGCUCGCAAGGCUAGCAGAGAACGAUGUCACGCACAUCUCCACGCGUGUGAUGGGCACAUUCGGGUACUUGGCGCCAGAGUACGCGUCGACGGGGAAGCUGACCGAGAAAUCAGACGUGUUCUCCUUCGGCGUCGUGCUCCUGGAGCUCAUCACGGGCCGGAAGCCUGUCGACUCGUCGCGUUCCCUAGGCGACGAGAGCCUCGUCGAGUGGUCGAGGCCGCUACUGAACCGCGCCAUCGAGAACCAGGAGUUCGACGAGAUCGUCGACCCCCGCCUCGACGGCAACUUCGACGACGUCGAGAUGUUCCGGGUGAUCGAGGCGGCCGCGGCGUGCAUCCGGCACUCGGCUGCCAGGAGGCCCAAGAUGGGGCAGGUGGUCAGGGUCCUCGACAGCCUGACGGACGUGGACCUCAGCAACGGCGUGCAGCCGGGGAAGAGCCAGAUGUUCAACGUCGCCAACACCGCGGACAUCAGGCAGUUCCAGAGGAUGGCGUUCGGCAGCCAGGACUUCAGCUCGGACUACAGCCAGACCAGGUCGAGCAUAGGCAGCAGGAGGGACUUCUAGUCAUGCAUGAAACCUGUAGAGCUCCACACCACCUGCGCUUCUUCUAGUUCCCGGCGAUUUUUUCCUGUCACUAUGUAUUCCAUUCUUUGUUGUUAUUAUUAUUUUUUUACAGUGAUCACUACCAUACUGUUCUUGAUUUUUGUAUUCUGGUCGAUGUGUAAAUUGAGAUAAAUAGAAAAAUAUGCACAUGAGAAUGUAUUCAUUGGCAGUCAAAAGUG
Messenger RNA from Panicum virgatum (switchgrass), 2345 nucleotides. Its product is annotated as proline-rich receptor-like protein kinase PERK8. Bases 1 to 2127 code for a protein of 708 amino acids. Gene Ontology annotation, molecular function: ATP binding; protein kinase activity. NCBI's taxonomy places the organism in Eukaryota, Viridiplantae, Streptophyta, Magnoliopsida, Poales, Poaceae. The transcript is spliced from 6 exons. Gene Ontology annotation, biological process: protein phosphorylation. The record is from RefSeq and is a predicted model, not a curated record.